This is a messenger RNA of Corylus avellana, 908 nucleotides long. RefSeq names its product large ribosomal subunit protein eL18y. The record is from RefSeq and is a predicted model, not a curated record. Lineage: Eukaryota; Viridiplantae; Streptophyta; Magnoliopsida; Fagales; Betulaceae. Gene Ontology annotation, biological process: translation. Gene Ontology annotation, molecular function: RNA binding; structural constituent of ribosome. Gene Ontology annotation, cellular component: cytosolic large ribosomal subunit; ribosome.
ACCAUAACCCUAGCUUUCACUCUUACAAGCUCCUCACGUUCGUCGCGGCGUACCCAGCACAACCAGAGACGCAACAGCCUAGCAAGCUCCAAUGGGUAUCGAUCUGGUCGCAGGAGGUAAGGUCAAGAAGAGCAAGCGUACUGCUCCCAAAUCCGACGAUAUCUACCUUAAACUCCUCGUGAAGCUUUACCGGUUCCUUGUUCGGAGAACUGGCAGCAAGUUCAAUGCAGUGAUUCUGAAGCGCUUGUUCAUGAGCAAAGUCAACAAGCCACCACUUUCUCUAUCUAGGUUGAUCCGUUUCGCAAAAGGAAAGGAGGAUAAGAUCGCUGUGGUUGUUGGGACUGUGACUGAUGAUACUCGGGUUUAUGAAGUUCCUGCUUUGAAGGUUACGGCACUGAGGUUUACUGAGACUGCUAGGGCGAGGAUUGAGAAGGCAGGUGGUGAGUGCUUGACGUUUGACCAGCUGGCUCUCAGGGCUCCAUUGGGACAGAACACGGUUCUUCUCAGAGGUCCAAAGAAUUCUCGUGAAGCAGUGAAACACUUUGGACCUGCUCCUGGUGUGCCACACAGCCACACCAAGCCCUACGUGCGAUCAAAGGGAAGGAAGUUUGAGAAGGCCAGAGGAAGGAGGAACAGCAGGGGAUUUAGGAAUUGAGUUCAUUUUAUUACUUGUUGAGCAAGUGUCAUUUCUGACUAUGUCAAUCCAAAUUUUUGCUGGACUAUUAGGUGGUUUCUGGCAGUUUUACGUCAAUCUUAUUUAAAUAUGCACUGCUUGUUACUUGAAGACUCGUUUCUUAUUUGACACUGGUUCGUCUAAAGUGUAUUUGGGGCAGCUUGAUUUCGAAGUUUUGACACAAACGUUUCAGAAAUGAUAUGGUUUCUUAUAAAAUCCCAGUUUUCGAAGCGGA